This is a messenger RNA of Dinoponera quadriceps, 420 nucleotides long. RefSeq names its product histone-lysine N-methyltransferase SETMAR-like. Bases 1 to 420 code for a protein of 139 amino acids. The transcript is spliced from 2 exons. Gene Ontology annotation, biological process: DNA integration; DNA transposition. Lineage: Eukaryota; Metazoa; Arthropoda; Insecta; Hymenoptera; Formicidae. Gene Ontology annotation, molecular function: DNA binding. The record is from RefSeq and is a predicted model, not a curated record.
AUGACACCACCACAGUUGUACUCUGUUAGAAGGAUGGCUUCUACGUUGCUUGUGAUAAUGCAGUACCACUACGACCAAGGUGAAAAAACGGAUCAGGCGGCCAAAAAAAUUUGUGCUGUUUAUGGAUCCAAUACAGUAUCGAAUGCAACAGCAAAGCGGUGGUUCCAACGAUUCCGUUCUGGUAAUAUGGGCGUCGAAGAUGAGGCACGCUCUGGUAGACCAAUCGUCGAAAAUGUCGAUAAAAUCAUGGAAAUUGUCGAGUCGGAUCGGCAUAUGAGCACUUAUUCCAUUGCCCAGGAAUUGAAGAUUAGCCAGAAAACCGUUUGGAACCAUUUGCAUAAGGCUGGUCUCAAGAAAAAGCUCGAUGUAUGGGUGCCACACGAAUUGACGCAAAAGAACCUUUUGGACCUUUUGAAUUAA